Molecule: messenger RNA, 1828 nt
Organism: Rhodotorula graminis WP1
Lineage: Eukaryota; Fungi; Basidiomycota; Microbotryomycetes; Sporidiobolales; Sporidiobolaceae
Exons: 7
Coding region: 1-1794 (597 amino acids)
Biological process (GO): mRNA splicing, via spliceosome
Cellular component (GO): nucleus; catalytic step 2 spliceosome; precatalytic spliceosome
Source: RefSeq, a predicted model, not a curated record
AUGGUGGCCACCAACUCGCCGUCCCCCGCCGUCAACGGCAGCUCGCCCGCCGUGUCGACGAGCAACAAGUCGCGAGGCCAGCUCAAGCGCCUCAAGAAGAAGGCCCAGGGCAAGGGCAACGCGGCCGCAGAGCAGCAGCAACCUGUCGACGACCGCCCUCGCGAGCGAGCACCCACAGUCGAGCCGAGCGCGCCCGAGGACGACGUCAAGGUCAAGCUCGAGGACGGCACGGGCGCGAUCCCGGCCGCCUUCGCCGACGUCUUUGCGCACUUCCAGCUGCCGGGACAAGCUGCUGCGAACGGCGCUGCCGACGGCGCCGACGACAAGGGCCAGGUCAUCUACUCGGACGACGAGCUGCCGUCCGAGGAGGAGGAAGAGGACGCGGCCGAGAUGUCGAAGCGCAAGCAGCGCAAGCUGAACCGGCUCAGCGUCGCCGAGCUCAAGCGCCUCGUCAAGAAGCCCGAGGUCGUCGACUGGGUCGACGUGUCGGCUAACGACCCGCGCCUGCUCGUCGAGAUCAAGAGCCACCGCAACACGGUCCCGAUCCCGCAGCACUGGCAACAGAAGAGCGCCUACCUCAACGGCAAGCGCGGCAUCGAGAAGCCGCCCUAUCAGCUCCCGAGCUUCAUCGCCGACACGGGCAUCGCGACGCAGCGCGACGCCGUCAAGGAGAAGGAGGACCAGCAGUCGCUCAAGCAGAAGACGCGCGAGCGCGUCCAGCCCAAGAUGGGCAAGAUCGACAUCGACUACCAGAAGCUCCACGACGCCUUCUUCCGGUACCAGACCAAGCCCAAGAUGACCGAGUUUGGCGAGGUCUACUACGAGGGCAAGGAGUACGAGACCAAGCUCAAGGAGAAGCGGCCUGGCGACCUGUCGGACGAGCUCAAGGAGGCCCUGUCGAUCCCGCCACUCGCGCCGCCGCCGUGGCUCAUCAGCAUGCAGCGCUACGGCCCGCCGCCGAGCUACCCGAACCUGCGCAUCGCCGGCCUCAACGCGCCCAUUCCUGAAGGCGCCGCAUGGGGCUUCCACCCUGGUGGCUGGGGCAAGCCGCCCUUGGACGAGUUUGGCCGGCCGCUGUACGGCGACAUUUACGGCGUCGCUGCCGAGGGCGAGGGCGCGCAGGCGGGCGAGCCGAUCGUCAAGGAGCCGUGGGGCGAGCUGGAGCCGGAAGAGGAGGUGUCGGAGGACGAGUCGGACGACGAGGACGAGGACGACGACGGCGAGGCGGCGCCCGCCGACGGCCUGCAGACGCCCUCGGGCCUCGAGACGCCGUCCGGCCUCGCGUCCGUCACGUCGACCGUGCCCGGCGGGCUCGAGACGCCCGACUUCCUCGAGCUGCGGAAACGCCGCGAGGAGACCGAGUCGGACGCCGGCGGGCCCAAGGAGCUGUACCAGGUCUUGCCCGAGCGCGAGAGCCGCAUGCGCGGCUUCAUGGGCUCGGACCGCGUGUACGACGUGUCGGCGCUCGGCGGCGGCGGCGGGGCAGGAGGUGCAGCCGGUGCGGGUGCGGCGCCGGCGCCGCCGGUGCUCGGGCAGGAGGACCGCGGCACCAAGCGCAAGGCGGCCGGCGGGGUCGAGGUGGCGCUCGACGCGGCCGACCUCGAGGGCCUGAGCGAGGCCGACCUGCGCGCGCGGUACGACCAGGCGAACCGGGCCGGCCGGGGCGCGGGCGGCACGCACGAGGACUUUAGCGACUUUGCGGCGGCAGAGGUGGCCAAGCGGCGCAAGAUGGCCGAGGGCAAGAAGCAGCAGCGCGAGGGCGGCGGCGGGUCCAAGGAGAAGUUCCGGUUCUGAGGGCGGCGUUGCAAUGAUCGUGCAGUGCUCGUGU